This is a messenger RNA of Ixodes scapularis (black-legged tick), 7035 nucleotides long. RefSeq names its product zinc finger protein Xfin. The record is from RefSeq and is a predicted model, not a curated record. The transcript has 2 exons. Bases 447 to 3734 code for a protein of 1095 amino acids. NCBI's taxonomy places the organism in Eukaryota, Metazoa, Arthropoda, Arachnida, Ixodida, Ixodidae.
GCAGCAGCAGGCGGCAGCGAAGCCUCCGAAGUGGUGGCCUCCCCUUGGCGCGGCGGCGUCGGCAACGUCGGCGUCGCGUCCGCCGCAGCCUGCGAGCUGCCUUCCCCCUCGCCGCCUCCCGUGGUGCGCUCCCUCUCCCGCCGGUCCGCGGCUCGUGGCGCAUUAAACCGGUCGGCCAUCUGGCUCGUCCGCUAGAUGGCAGCAGCCGUAGUCGCCGCCGCCGCUGCCACUACCAGGGUGGUGCUACAAUACGGGGGUGGCGCGAGGCACAGGUGUUGCUGGCGGGCGAGUCUACCGGGGAGCCGCGGGCGACGAGGCAUUUUUUCGACGCGCCUACGAGUCGUGCCCGCCGUCUCAUAUGUGCGGUCCGAGUGGUGCAGCGGGGCGCUUCGCUGCUGGUCGUGCCGCUUCCACGACGACGACGACCAGACUCGCCAGCCAAGGUCAUGCCGGAUGGCAACAUGGACACUGGCAGCAACAACAGUGAUGCUGGGGAUGCUCCAAAGCACGUCUGUGGGCUCUGUUGGACUUCAUUCAGUAGUCCGACAGAGCUGCAGCAACACUGUCUGGAGUGCUUUUCUGAGGACUACGCCUCCAAGGACUCUGAAGACGAGCCAGCCUUGGACAAAACCAAAGACGACGAAGCGAAUUGCGAUGCCAGCCCGCAGCCAGAUCUAGGGGAUGACGUGGCAGACUGCGAUGAAAACGUCCCAGCCAGGGAGGACUCACCUUCCACCAGUUCAUUACCAGACGGUAAAACCCUGCAUUUAUGUAAGCUUUGUCCUAAGACUUUCACCAAUUAUGGCAGCUACCGUCGCCAUCUGCGAAUGCACUCCUGCGGCCAUAGGUACACCUGCGACAUCUGCGGGAAGCAGUUUUUCAGGCGCUACCUAUGGAUCAAGCACUAUGAAAAGAUACACAACAGCAUGAUGCAAAACAUGUGCCAAUGUACUGUCUGUGAGAUGUGGCUGAAGAACAGCGACACCCUGAAGGAGCACAUUCGUACAAAGCACCGGUACACCACAAAUCCGGCCCCAGAAAUGACUGCAGACCAGAUCAAAGGUGCAGAGACAAUCGUGCUUGACUCACUUUCCUUGAAACCAAUUGAGGAAGACACAGAUGUGACCAUGCCCGAGUCUGACCAGGCAGGGGAUGGCAGCAAGAGUGUGAAUGGGGCGAGCCACCAGUGGAUGUGUAACCUGUGCCCUGACGUGUUUGGUGCAAAAGCCCAGCUGAUGAAGCACAAGGAGGACAAGCAUGGAAGAAAGCGUGUCUGGGCACCUAGUGCCCCCACGCCCGACUUGGAAGACAAUAAGCGUUUGAGAAUCGAGGAUGUGGCCAAAGAGGUGUUUCAGGGAAUGUUGUCAGAGUUUAGUCUCAAGGGAAUGCUCUCCACUGACGCACAGAAGGUGAGAAAAGAAACAAAGAGUCCCGUCCUUGAGCCUGUUGCCACAGCCAUCUUCAGCCCGACUUUCGCAGGAUCGGGGCUGUGUGAUCCCACCAAGAGGGGUGUCUUCCUAUGCGAGGUUUGCAAAAAGACCUUCAUCAACCGCAGCAGCUACCUACGACAUAAGAAGAUGCACACAGGCGUGCGCCCCUACACGUGUGAAAACUGCUGCAUGAGCUUCUUUCGCUCUGAGUCAUUGACCACCCACAAGAAGAAGCACUUUUCCGGUGAUCAGUUCAAGUGCUUCGUUUGUGGGCACAUUGCCGAGUCUGCUUCCGAUCUGUCUUCCCAUUUUCUGGCUUCUCACUCUAAGCUUCCCGAAGAAUAUGACAAGGACACGGUUGUGCGCUCUAAGCGCGGGAGGCCUUCCAAGUACAUGACGUUACCACAGCCUGUCUGUGGCAUGACGGCUCAGAAGACUGCCGACGAAUUGCCUGAAAAGAAAUUUGACUUUGGAAAUCAAGAUUGUGAUGGCAACUCUGACGACACUGUCCUGGUAGGCCUCAAUGGGGAUGGGGACUCCCUCAACUCUGCUGCAGACAAGUACACAUGCCUGGUAUGCUUCCAGUUCUUCCCGGAUGAACAGUCUUACUACGACCAUCAGUGCAAGGACGAAACAGAUGCGACCGCCAGGGGUCUUCAGCAAGGCAAGGAUUCUUCUAGUCAGGAUGAAAGGGAGGGCAGUACAACUUUUCGUAAUGUGCCCCACACUUUUCUGUCCCUGGAGACGUGCAGCCUGUGCUAUGCAAAGUUCCCUACGAAAAAACACCUUCAAGAGCACAUGGUCAUACACAUCUGCAGCUAUUGCGGCCGGUGCUUCAAAGAGCAAAGUGAGCUGGGUGAGCACAUCACGUCCGCCCACGAAGAAGUUGUGCAGCCUCAGAAUCAUGUCUGCUGUUGUUGUGACCUUACACUAGAGGAUGGAAGUGCUCUGGUAGAGCAUGUAUUAAAGGACCACAGUGCCAUGCUUCCAAAUGUUGACAUAUCACCGCAUGAGUCAGGUCGGAGAAGCGUCGACCUUGAGAACCAUGCUUCAAUCAAAACAGGUACAGAUAAUCAGAGUAGAGCUCAGAGGGAGGAUGCAUAUAAGUGCGGAUGGUGCAAGGAAACUUUUUUAGAGUUAAAGUCAAUGAUGCUCCAUUUUCGUGAGGUCCACAGCGUUAUCAACAUUGCGGGUGAUGCUGGAGUGUACACCGCUGGCUCUCGGACCGGUUUACCGGGAGCUAUUGGACGGUGCUGCCUCAAGUGUUGCCAGCCCCUUACAGAUUCUCUGCAUGUCUGCCGUGUAAAGCCACUUUGUAACUUGUGCUUACGCACAUUUGACGACCCUUUGGAGGCUCAGGCACAUCAAGGGGAGAAUCACCUGCUUGUGGACUGGUUCUGCUGUGAUGCAUGCGAUGCUAGUGGUCCUCGUGAUGUCAUGGAGAAACAUGUCCUGUCUCACCUCUCAAAAGUUGGGAACCUCGUCAUUCCCGAAGGUCCCUCUGCCACUCAGAAGCUUUCUCUUGGAACCUCCGAGCCUUUCCACAACGUGCGUGAGGCCUUUCUAAGCUGGUGCCGAAAUGGAUCUUCCCGAGCUCAAGAAGCAAAGCACAGUUCCAGUCCGUCUAACGGAGAGCCCCCAAGGUCAAUUCCUGAAAAGAGAGUGAAAACCAGGAGUGAGAUCUUAAUCGAAGAGGCCCAGCGGGGCUUUCUCCCACCGCAGUGCAGGCAGGAAGCGGUAGGGAACGGAGACAAUGAUCGCCACGUCUCCAAAGACAUCAUCGACCUGUUGCCCAAGAAUGGCGAGAUCACAAUGAUCCCAAUCAAAGCCGAGAACCCCUCCCACGAUGGCAGCACGGAGCCAUACUCUCAGCUUCGGUCUGCGCUCACCACAACCAGGAAACAAGACUUCUCAACGUGCGACCGCAACGGCAACAUCCUCAAGGCCUUGCUUGGUGAAAAGAAGUCUGUUGGCAGCUACACCGACCUCCAGUGGGACAAAGAUGCCAGGGCCGUCACUCCUGCGAGCAACUCGGAGAGUGAAGGCCCGGCAUCGGCGAUGGAGAGGCCUUGGUACGAGUAUGAGUCGAAGGGCUCCCCACCAAGCGAUCAGGGUAGCUCCCUGGUGGUCCUCAAGUGCGACGACUGCAAGCGCCUGUUCACCCACUACAGCAGUUGGAAGCGCCAUCGUAGGCAGCACUUGGGGCUGAGCACACACAGCUGCGACGAAUGUCAGCGCAUCUUCUACCGGAAAGAUCAGUACGACAAGCAUGUGAGGUCCCACAAGAAGGGUGCCGAGGUUUAAGACUUUCGAUUUGUAUUUAUUUGCCAUUCUGCUCCAGACAGACCCAGUUCACAAGAAUAGUGGGAAUGUGAUGUUGCCACCCAAUGCCACAUGGAGACGUUAGUUUCUUCGAAGAUGGAGAAGGUGCUGCGUGAAGUGCUAGGUUUCUCGACCUUGAACUCGCCUUGAGCUGACUGAGCGCCAGCCUUUACGAUUUUCUCUUCCCACGGGAAGCUUGUGCUGUUAAAAAGACCCCUAAAAGUUAUGGCAAGGAAGGAUCACUUGCUGUUUUAUACUGAUUUACUUGUUGAGAGCAAGCAAGGGCUGACUUGUGUAGUUAUCUAUAUGUAUACACACAAAUGUCAUAUAUACUAUAUACUAUUUCUAUUUUUAAUGGAAAGAAACGUUCUGGUGACAUUCAUAUGGCAUAUUCCAAAGAGCUCUCGACUUUUAGCAUCCGAGACAGUACCUUUUGCCCCUCUCCUCCCCACCCACAGUGCAUUUAUGUGUUGCACUCAAAUCGUGAUAUAUUAGUGUGUGGUUGAAGUGCUUAGUAGUCUGAUUUGAAUAGGUCAAGACUUUGUACAAACUCUCUCCACUGCGUGUACUUUUGACCAGCAUGUGACCAGAAACACGUGUCCAAUGUACACAUUGUUUUUUUUUAUUCAUGCCAUAGACAAACUGAUGCCUUUGUAUGCUCGACUGUUAAAGGGAUCACCUUCUUUAUUGCACAGGGUAAUGUUGACGAAUGAGCUUAACAAGUGAUAAUGUUUCCCGGCCAUAAGGCUUGCAAGCAUUUAGGUGCGAAAUGGCUUUUUAGUUUUGCUUAUUUUAGAUUCUUCACUAGUUCAUCAGGGAGGACAGCCUUCUCUGGCAGUGCAGUACUCACAGUCAUUUGGGUUCCUCUGCACAUUUCAACCAUUCUGUUUUCCAUGGUGUAUAAUGUUCUGCCUUUAUGCUUGGCUAAUUGCUACAAGUACAAGUUUAGUGUGCUGUGGCUGUACAUGCAAAUUGCAUUCCACCGAUAGUGCUUGUUUGUGGUUAUUUUUCAAUGUUAAAGUGUGCAUAGCAAAUUGACUAUCUGCUUGCGCAUCACCACUGGCUUUAAAAUGUGCAUAUCAUUAUUUUUUUGUUAAAGCUACCAAGUAUACUUGUAGCUACUAAACAUUACAUUCAAGCAAGGCACAGUCGAAUUUCCAAGCAGGCCAUUCAAGGGCUGUGGUUCGAGAGAUCAUUGGAGAGUUUAUUUAAAAGCGAUUGGCUUUCUCUUUGGUUGGAGAAUGCCGCCUCUCGGGCAACUGUGUGUGCACUUGUGUUCAGAAAGUCCAGCUAGCUUGAGGAUUGUGUUUUGCAGACCUAGUCUUAUUUUAUUAGGGGAUGUCAUAUUUAUUAAGUUUGAGCUUGUUUGCUUGCUCUGGUAGGCUACAUAAAUAUGUACCACCACUUGCACUUAAAAAGUUUCAUCAAAGCCUAAUAUAUUUUUCCAGAAGUUAUUCACUCUCUUCUUUAUUUAAGCUUGCAAAUUUUGCAGCCAUCCUUUUGCACCAACACCAAAGUGGAUUGGGUGUGUGUUAAAACUAGGCCCUGCAAGUUUUAACGUCCUGGGAGGGAAAACAAGUGACUAGGUUGUAUCUCGGCGUUGGGUUAUGUUUAGAGCUAGUGUUUCCUGCCAUCAUUCCAAAGUGGAAAAUACACUUUGUAAACUCCACAGAGACAACAACGACACCAGUGGUGUAGCUAGUCGUGUUACGAUUUUUAUUUAAUAUAUUUAUGAUAGCUUUUUUCCAGUGAAUUGGGAGGCAUUUGCUAUUGUUACAUUUGCAUGGUUGAUAAUUCCUACAAGCAAAGGUCCACUAGCAGUGCUCUUGACCUACCAUGUAUCACUGUGACAACAGGUCCUCAUUUUCUAUCUGUUUUGUGCACUGUUGAGAAAAGGUUCUACAAGGCAUUUGCCUUGCUGAACACCAUUUUAAAUUGUCAAGUACGAAAACGCUGAAUAUCCAGCACUCUGCCUUAAGUUUUCAUUUCCAGAACACUGUUGACUGAGCAGCGAGAAAAAUGGGAAUGUUGUCAGCUUUGUAGAGGCUUAUGAACCAAGACUGGUCUAACGAAUCUUAAUUAUUUUAGGCACAAAGUCAAAUGGAAAAACAAAAAUUCAAGAGCACCACUUCCUUGAAGGAUUUUUAUGGUUAAGCUUUUUAAGCCACUUGCCUGCAUGAGACCUAGCUGAAAGCUUUACAUUUCGGCCUCUGAAGUUGUGCAACGAAAUUCCUGAAGCAGUUAACAGUCAUGUACAACUCAAGGACUUGUGUAUUCUGCUCCUUCGUACUGGCCAAUUUAAAAUGGCCUGGACUACGCCAAAUGUCCCCUGUCGGAAUCUGGUGGGAUUCGGAAACCCUUCUAACGUCCGAUACAAAAAUAUACCGAUUUGUUUGUGAAAGCACUUGUUACCACCAAUGGUACUUAAAGACAUGUGAGCAUAUAUUGGAACAUUACUCCUGUUAGAAACUCGUGGAUGAUAUCAAUCUUGGAAUGUAUGCUGUGAGGCACAGCAGUUAGUUCCUAUGUACAAAAUCAGUACGUCUGCAAAUGUUUCUGUGACUGUUCUUUCUUCUCUAUGGACGUGUUAUUUCGAUUCUGGAUGUCCGGUUAUUUUUUGAAAAUUCGUUGUUGCAACCAGUUUCGUUUGCCUGUGUGUACUACAGAAGACGCUGUUCACACAAAACGUCUAAAUGUAUCUCAGUUGGUUUUGUUAUUUUCUGCACAUCUUAGAUUUUGUUUUUGUAGUAGCAUAAAUGUACAGAUUUUAUUGUCAUUGUCACCGCACUAUUCAGAGUUCCUUGUUCAUGUCUGAUGUGCACUUUUUGACUUGGUGCAAAAGGCAGAGAGAGUACAAUCACUUCCCGUGGGUUGUGCGUGCAUUAGUCUCUGCGGGACGUGUGGACAUGUGCAUUAUAUUUUGGAAAAGGAAUAUGCAGUCACUCAAAAACGCAAAGCUGUUAAAAUCAAAACAUGUAAGAGGCACCGACUCGGAGCCAAGGUACAAUCGUCGCUGAGGGGUGCUCGCUUCCGGAAGGGUAUCGUGGGUAUUCGGACGUGCGCAGAAAUGUGCACCUGUAAUAGAAUACGUUAAAAAGCAGUGAUCAUGAUCGAGAAUUCAGUGAAGCCAAUCAACCGGAUUUGGAAAUACGGCAAUCACGUAUUUACACUGUUUUGUGUAUUUAUUUAAUUCCAUUUUAUAUACAAAGCAUUUUUGCAUACAGGGUAUUAAAAUCUUUUAUGAGGUGAUGUAAUGCUGAGGUAAUAAAUUACUUCUAGAAGA